This is a messenger RNA of Brugia malayi, 426 nucleotides long. RefSeq lists its product as uncharacterized. The record is from RefSeq and is a predicted model, not a curated record. Bases 1 to 426 code for a protein of 141 amino acids. Gene Ontology annotation, biological process: cilium organization. The transcript is spliced from 4 exons. NCBI's taxonomy places the organism in Eukaryota, Metazoa, Nematoda, Chromadorea, Rhabditida, Onchocercidae.
AUGGAUACAUUUCCUAAAUGGGAAGCAAUAACAAAAACGGAAGUGGACGAGAAUUAUAUCAAAACUUUGGAAAAUAAAUUGCGAAAGUUACGCAAAGACGAAGCGCAGUUAAAUUCCAAAGAUAUAUUGAAUGAUUUGAAAAGUUAUCGAGAAGAUAAGCUUUUCCAUUUGUUGACAAAAUCAGAGCAUUGCUUCGAAGACAACUUUGCUGAUCAUCCAGUUGUAGUUUCAUAUUUACGACGCAAAUUGGCACCGCAAACAGUUGCUUUAUAUUACAGUGAACUUACUGCUUUACUUGAGGCCGAUGAGGUAGCACUGAAAAAUUCAGGAACAAGUGAAGAAGUAACUCCAGCAAAGACAUCGAUCCCAAAUACCGCCGAAGAAUCCAAGCUGGUCGCGUACCAGGAAUAUCAUUUAAACAAAUAG